AUGCAUUUAAAAACAAAUUCUAAACGGCGCCGUUCGAUUGGUGAACGGUGUCGUGAUUUUUGGUCAACGAUCUAUAAAAAUUCUCAUUCAUUGGGUAAUUUUAUUUAUAAUAAAGAACACCAUGAACUAUUUGGACGUGAUGGAAAACGAUGGAGCAAAUUAGCUGCUUUCUAUUUUUGUUUCUAUGUUGUCCUUGGUGGCAUGUUUUGUUUGUAUUUAUCGAUAUUUAUGAUAUUUUUACCAAUAAAUCAGCCAAGAUACAUAGGCAAAGAUAGUCAAUUAACAUCUCGUAGUAACCCUUUUUCCCCAGGACUCAGUAUCCGACCACAAGUCCGUUUAACAUUAAAAAAUCCAUUGGCAUUGAUAUGGUUAUCAUCAAGUGAUGAAAAAUAUCCGAUGAAUGAUAAUAUUGAGAUGUACACAAAGAAUCUUGAUGAUUUUUUAAAUAAUUAUAACACCAAUGCACAAAACUCUAAAAAUUUUACUAUUCAUGAUGUCGGUGAUUGUAAUUCAAAUAAUCACUAUGGUUAUACAGAUGGCAAACCAUGUAUUUUAAUAAAAAUAAACAAACUUAUCGGUUUUAUACCAGAAGUCAGAAAAAUUCAUGCUAAUAAUAGACAUGACGACUCGGAAUGCAUUGGUAUAUCUAAUAUUCCAGUUCGAUGUAUGGGAGAGAAUCCAUUCGAUCAAGAUAUGAUUGGCAAGAUUCAAUAUUAUAGCGAAUCAGAAUCAAGUGAUGUGUGUGGUUCAAUUGAUAUCAAACAUUUUCCUUAUAAUGGUAAAGAUGAUCGAAAUAAUGUUUAUCAAACUCCAUACGUAUGGAUACAAUUUAGAAACAUUACACCACAUGUGUUAAUCUCAGUUGAAUGUCGGAUGUUUGGUGCUAAUAUUUUUUAUGAUAAAAUUGCACAACUAGGCAGUAUACGUUUUCAAUUGUAUCUUAAUAAAAAGAUAUAA
Molecule: messenger RNA, 957 nt
Organism: Rotaria socialis
Lineage: Eukaryota; Metazoa; Rotifera; Eurotatoria; Philodinida; Philodinidae
Source: the annotation of a GenBank genome assembly